This is a messenger RNA of Gamsiella multidivaricata, 1190 nucleotides long. Its product is annotated as 3-oxo-5-alpha-steroid 4-dehydrogenase-domain-containing protein. Gene Ontology annotation, molecular function: oxidoreductase activity, acting on the CH-CH group of donors; protein binding. Gene Ontology annotation, biological process: very long-chain fatty acid biosynthetic process. NCBI's taxonomy places the organism in Eukaryota, Fungi, Mortierellomycota, Mortierellomycetes, Mortierellales, Mortierellaceae. The transcript is spliced from 3 exons. The record is from RefSeq and is a predicted model, not a curated record. Bases 141 to 1049 code for a protein of 302 amino acids.
GAGCUUCGGAGUUCAUGGAGUACGGCGAACGAAGGCCCUCUUCUCCCAAAUAGAACUCUUCUCUUCUUUGCCUACUCCUCCUCUUCCCUCUUCCCUCUUCCCUCCAUUCCUGUCCUCGACUUUUACAUCCCCUUUUCACCAUGAAAUUAAUCAUAGUCUCACGGUCGCCGAAGUCGCAAAAGUUCCCUAUUACUUUGGACCUAGCCGGCACACCAGCAGACGUCAAGGUCGAAACAGUGCAGGCAGCAAUCGCUAAAACGUUUCCAAAGCUCUACCCUGAUCGCCAGCGUCUGACUAUUGAGAAGACUGUACUCGAGACCGGGAAGACCCUAGCUGGCUAUGGCAUCAAAGAUGGCGAUUCGGUUGCGAUCAAGGAUCUUGGUCCCCAAAUUAGCUGGCGCACUGUCUUUUUGAUCGAGUAUGGCGGCCCCUUGGUGAUCCAUCCUCUGGUGUUCUACCUCCCGUCCUUGAUUUACGGACAAACAUUCAAACAUUCAUGGAUGCAAACAGUGACCUUCUGGAUGGUGAUGCUGCACUUUGCGAAGCGCGAGUAUGAAACCGUGUUUGUCCACCGCUUCUCACAUGGAACUAUGCCCUUCCGUAACGUCUUCAAGAACAGCGCUCACUACCACCUGUUAUCUGGACUUAACCUCGCAUACUGGGUCUAUGGUCCCUGGAACGCCGCUGGUGCGAAGCUGGCAGAGAGAAGCGACGUCCUUGUGUAUGGCUGCAUUGCUCUCUACGUCUUUGCAGAGCUAUCCAACUAUCACACACAUGUUACCCUCCGUAAUCUCCGCCCUCCAGGCACCCGUGUGCGGAAGAUCCCUCGUGGAUACGGCUUUGAUCUGGUGUCAUGCCCCAACUACUUUUUCGAAACGCUGUCAUGGUUGGCGGUGAGUGUUUUGACAAUGUCUUGGUCAGCGCAUUUGUUCUUUGUUGUCGCUGUCGGACAGAUGUACAUCUGGGCAGUCAAGAAGCACAAGGGCUACCGCAAGGAGUUUUCAGACUACCCUCGCGGUCGUAAGGCUAUGUUCCCCCUGAUCGCGUAAAAAUAGAGAUCCGCAUAAAGAUCAUGCCCGUCUCCUACUGCUUCAUUCCGUCCCCCAAUUGCUUCUUGUUGAAUUGAUGUGUGGGGUAUGUCUAAGAGGUAUGCGUUCCAUUCUGAUCUUGCUCCGUCAAAGGAAACACUG